AUUUCUUUACAUAUUUCUUUUUAAUUACUUAUUAUAAAUUACAGUAAUAUUAUUAAACAUUGUAAAUGGACUUAUCCAUCAAAGCUUUUGGUACUAUUGGUCGAUUUUGGAGGACCCAUGUUUUGCCGAGAGCAUGGUUAGCUAGUGUUUAACAUUGCGUAAUUCCUUGAUUAAUUUGCCACUGAGAUGCGUAUUCCUAGAGCAUUAAAUCCACGACUAAAAAAACGAAUAUGGAGAAAGUUUGGAAUAUAUGAAAUUGUAGUUCCAGAAGAAACUACACCCAGUAGAACUGUUCCUGAUAGUAUAGAAUUUCCUGACUAUAUAUCAGGAAAACUUUUGAUUAUACCUAAAUCACCUGAAGUUAAAGAUGCAGAACAGCUUGAGGGAAUGCACCAAAGUUGCAAAAUAGCGUCAAGUAUUCUUCACAAAAUGCAAACAUUUAUAAAGCCAGGGAUAACUACAGACAAAAUUGAUGAAUUGGUCCAUAGAUUAUCAAUAGAGGCUGGCGCCUACCCAUCCCCCUUACAUUACAAGGGCUUUCCAAAGAGUGUUUGCACGUCUGUAAACAAUGUAGCUGUGCACGGCAUACCAGAUCUAAGGGCUCUACAGGAUGGUGAUAUAGCAAAUGUGGAUAUAACUGUAUAUUAUAAAGGAUAUCAUGGAGAUUGUUCAAAAACAUUUCCUGUUGGCAAUGUGGAUGAUAGAGGUUUGCAGCUUAUUGGGGUUACUGAAGAAUGUUUACAACAUGCUAUCAAACACUGCGGACCAGAUGUGCCUUUUAGAGAAAUUGGAGCAAGAAUAUACAGGCACGCCAAAAGAAACGGUCUUACAGUAUUGCCAGCAUUUGUUGGUCAUGGUAUUGGGAAGUACUUUCAUGGGCCACCAGAAAUUCAUCAUUCAAAAAAUCGUUAUCCUGGACUGAUGAAACCAGGAAUGACGUUUACGAUAGAGCCUGCUUUGUCGCAUGGCUCCGAAAACACUGUGAUACUAGAAGAUGGUUGGACCGUCAUAACCGAAGACGGAUCUCGUGCUGCUCAAGCUGAACACACGAUUCUUAUCACUGAGCAUGGAGCUGAAAUCCUUACGUAAAAUAUUUUGAGGCAGAAACAACAAAUGGGCAAUCAAAGUCGUAAUAUUUGUUUUCGCGCUUUGAAUUGCGUAGAUUAUACAUAAAUGCAAUCCCAUGAGGCAGUAGAAUGUCCAUUAAUUAGCACACCCAUAUUUUUGUUUGUGCUGGUUAAUGGAAAAAAACGCUCGUUGUUUGUAUCGUUUACUUGAUUUGUGAGUUUAUCUUCCUAAUGGAUUUGUUGUUGAAUUUGGUUGAAAUAAAAGUACAAACAUUAGCGUGUGGUGUUUUAUUUAUAGCUUGAUAAACCUUAAAUAAAAACAUGUAACUUGGUACAUUAAAAGCACAAGCCCAAAUAUUUAUCACUUAUAGUUGUCAGUCAAUAGAUAAUUUUAAAGGCGUAGAGAAUCUGUUACACAUGUGGGUAAUCAUAAAAGGACGAAGGCGUAACCAGUGGGACAUCGACGACCCCCGGCAAUCAAUAGGUACACUACACAAUCAAAUGGGUUCUACCACAUCCAUUCGCAAUAGUUUGGUCCCAUAAGUUUCCAGCUACGCCUUGGACAAGGUGCUACAAGGGUGUUAAACAACCUUAAAAUAUUAUGUAAGACUAGAUCUUAGAUCUGUAACGAAUAAAAUUACUUAUUAAAUAGUUUCAACAGCAACAAAUAUUUAAUUAUAACAAAGCAAUAUUAUAGGUUGAGACUUGAGAUCUGUUUAUUAGACUGAACCUAAAAUAUUUUAUUGACUAGUAAUUCCAUCAGGGACAUGUUAAAAGUAAGUAGAACACAAUCGAGAACACAGACAAUAAAUGCAUGUUCUUGUAAAAAAAUAUAACAUUUACUUAAAUGCUCUUAAAUGGCUUAGAAAAAUGUUACAUCAUACAUAAUAUUAUUUAUUUGUGCUAUAUUAUUAAAAGCUAUUAUUCCUUAUCUAUUAGGUAAUUGGAUUUAGUUAAGUAGGGUAUUAUCGGUAAGAUAGGUAGAAUAAAAAGUUUAACUUAUUUAUUUUUAUAAAAUACCUAAAAGGUAACUAAUUUUAUAAUAUAGGCAUUAUUUUAAUAAUUUAUAAUGUAAUUAUGAGCAAUAUAUUGGCAAAUAACUUUUCACAACAACAAUUAAAAAGGAGUAGAGCAAGGGAAUAUUGUUUUAACUCCAUAACCAGUAUAGAGAAAAUAUUUUUAAUUUGUUUUAAACUUUAUAUCAUUUACAUAAAGUUCAAAAUACCACCAGUAUACUGCAUCACACAACAAUGAUAUAAUUAUUGGGGCCUUCAUAAAACUACACUUCAUAGAACCAUAAGCGCACUUGCCCAAAAUAGUUCUUAUUUUAAUUUUUUCUUAAUAAUAAUAAACUCUUAAAUA
Molecule: messenger RNA, 2429 nt
Organism: Ostrinia furnacalis (Asian corn borer)
Lineage: Eukaryota; Metazoa; Arthropoda; Insecta; Lepidoptera; Crambidae
Product: methionine aminopeptidase 1D, mitochondrial
Exons: 7
Coding region: 187-1089 (300 amino acids)
Biological process (GO): proteolysis
Molecular function (GO): metalloaminopeptidase activity
Source: RefSeq, a predicted model, not a curated record